Messenger RNA from Gorilla gorilla gorilla (western lowland gorilla), 911 nucleotides. Its product is annotated as kallikrein-13. Gene Ontology annotation, molecular function: serine-type endopeptidase activity. Bases 63 to 896 code for a protein of 277 amino acids. NCBI's taxonomy places the organism in Eukaryota, Metazoa, Chordata, Mammalia, Primates, Hominidae. The transcript has 5 exons. Gene Ontology annotation, cellular component: secretory granule. The record is from RefSeq and is a predicted model, not a curated record. Gene Ontology annotation, biological process: proteolysis.
CACCCCCUUCACCUUCUCCUCAGGCCCCGCCCGCCCUGCCCUCCCCUCCCGAUCCCGGAGCCAUGUGGCCCCUGGCCCUAGUGAUCGCCUCCCUGACCUUGGCCUUGUCAGGAGGUGUCUCCCAGGAGUCUUCCAAGGUUCUCAACACCAAUGGGACCAGUGGGUUUCUCCCAGGUGGCUACACCUGCUUCCCCCACUCUCAGCCCUGGCAGGCUGCCCUACUAGUGCAAGGGCGGCUACUCUGUGGGGGAGUCCUGGUCCACCCCAAAUGGGUCCUCACUGCCGCACACUGUCUAAAGGAGGGGCUCAGAGUUUACCUAGGCAAGCACGCCCUAGGGCAUGUGGAAGCUGGUGAGCAGGUGAGGGAAGUUGUCCACUCUAUCCCCCACCCUGAAUACCGGAGAAGCCCCACCCAUCUGAACCACGACCAUGACAUCAUGCUUCUGGAGCUGCAGUCCCCGGUCCAGCUCACAGGCUACAUCCAAACCCUGCCCCUUUCCCACAACAACCGCCUAACCCCUGGCACCACCUGUCGGGUGUCUGGCUGGGGCACCACCACCAGCCCCCAGGUGAAUUACCCCAAAACUCUACAAUGUGCCAACAUCCAACUUCGCUCAGAUGAGGAGUGUCGUCAUGUCUACCCAGGAAAGAUCACUGACAACAUGUUGUGUGCCGGCACAAAAGAGGGUGGCAAAGACUCCUGUGAGGGUGACUCUGGGGGCCCCCUGGUCUGUAACAGAACACUGUAUGGCAUCGUCUCCUGGGGAGACUUCCCAUGUGGGCAACCUGACCGGCCUGGUGUCUACACCCGUGUCUCAAGAUACGUCCUGUGGAUCCGUGAAACAAUCCGAAAAUAUGAAACCCAGCAGCAAAAAUGGUUGAAGGGCCCACAAUAAAAGUUGAGAAAUGUA